Messenger RNA from Bemisia tabaci, 3111 nucleotides. RefSeq names its product acidic leucine-rich nuclear phosphoprotein 32 mapmodulin (gene Mapmodulin). Gene Ontology annotation, molecular function: histone binding. Lineage: Eukaryota; Metazoa; Arthropoda; Insecta; Hemiptera; Aleyrodidae. Gene Ontology annotation, cellular component: nucleus. The record is from RefSeq and is a predicted model, not a curated record.
AUACGUUGCGAGCCGCCGCUCAGCAAAAGCAUUUACCGCCGCGCCGCGCCGCUAACGCAUCCCUGUAGUUUCGUAUCGCAAUUCUGUGAAGCAGUUAGAAGUCGUUUACGAAUUCGCUUCGGCUCGAGAACAGUGAACUUACGGUGUUGGUAAAGUGAUAUUAAACAGGUCGUGAACUCGCUUUGAUCAUGGAGAAGAGGAUAGCUUUGGAAAAACGCGGUCGAGACCCUAGUGAGAUCAAAGAAUUGAACUUGGACAACUGUCGGAGCCCCAACAUUAUUGGUUUGACUGAUGAGUUUGUAAAUUUAGAAGUUCUUAGUCUUAUCAACGUUGGAUUGACCAGUCUGAAAGGUUUCCCCGUCCUGCCCAAUUUAAAAAAGCUGGAAUUGAGUGACAACAGAAUUUCAAAUGGAUUGAACCUUCUUCUCACCAGUCCUAAGUUGACAAACCUCAAUCUAAGUGGGAACAAAAUCAAAGACUUAGCUACUUUGGAACCUCUCAAAGACUUCGAGCAUCUCAAAUAUCUAGAUCUUUUCAACAAUGAGGCAACCGGAGUUGACAACUACAGAGAAAAAGUCUUUGCUCUCAUUCCAAGCCUUAAAUAUCUUGAUGGGUUCGAUGUCAAAGAACAAGAAGCAGAUGACAGUGAAGCUGAAGAUGAGGAAGUCAACGGCAACGAUGAUGAAGACGACAGUGAUGGGGGUGAGGGUGAAGAUGAGGAAGGUGUAGAUGAAGAAGAAUUAGUUGAAGAAGAGGAAGAUGAAGAUGAUGAAGAAAUGAGCCUAAAUAGAGUUUAUGAUGAACAUUUAGAUGAGGAAAGUGAAGGUGAUGAUUAUGAAGGUGAGCUAGAUGAAGAAGAUGAUGAAGAAGACGGCAUAGAAGAAGAAGAAGAUGAAGGAGAAGGUGAAACAGAAGGAGACACGACGCAAAAUGAUGAAGAAUCACCAGCAAGAGGCAAAAAGAGAAAGCACGAAGGCGAAGAAGAAGAGCCUAACGCAGAAUGAGUCAGUGUCGUGGCUGAAUUUUAAAUCAGGUUGACCAAUGUGUUUAUGUAUAUGUUAUACAGAUAAUUUAAUGUAAAGCAUGAUUCUCGCCCCGAAAAAUUGAUCAGUUUAGGUAAGCGACAAACCCUAAAUUUUAUGAAUUCCUCUCCCUAGUGUGUAUAUCUUUAUUAUUUUUCUCAAGUUUCAGUUCUGUUAGGGAUUCCAUACGCCUGUAGAGUGUUUUAGUGCCGACUGUGAAAGAAAUGCCAGUUGCCAACUUUACAGCCAAGUCAAUAAGAUGAAAUAGAGUUGACAUUAAUUUGGGUAGUCCAAUGAGUACAGCGUAUCCCUAAUUUGUUUUGAAAUGAAGGAAUUGAAUCUAUCAUCCAAUCGUAAUUUGACGAAACUGGUAUUUCUGGAGAUAAUUUGGUUGAUUCAGUAAAAACAAAAACUCUCUAUUGUGAUCUCACUGACCUUAAUUGUUAACGAGUAAGCAAAUCAUUACUUGUUCAAAGGCUCAAAUGAUUUUUAUUUAUCUAUUUUUUUAACAGGUAAUGCCAAUUUUUGUAUCAUUCAAUGCUACGAGCCUGUAAUCAGAUACAUGGUUUGCUUGAGGUCACGCCUAAGCAGUCUAUUUAUUCCUUUGAAUCAAUGAUAGUUAAAAAAUAACAUUAAAAUAAAUUAGAAUCUUGCACGGUCAAGUCAACACAAAAAUAAUUGAUAUUUAUAUUAAUAAAUUAUAUAUAUUAUAUAUACAUGUUGAUAGUUAUUUGUAAAAGCUUCAAAUGUUAUUUUCUUGAGAUGUAAGUUAUCACAUUAUUUUCUUAAACUGUCUAGAUUUUUAGUAAAAAGAGAAAACCUAAAAAAAAAAGAGGACAGAUCCCUGUUUUUUUAAAAUCUUCAUUCAGAUGUAUACAUGUAUUGAGUCUUUUAUAUAUGUACAUAUUUCUGUUGGGUUUGAAAGUCAACACCAUUCUUGCAAGUUUUCAGGGUGUCUACAAAGUUACAAAUCAGCAAAAAUUGGAAAAUCCAGGGAAAAAUUUUACCCUAAAUUGACUUAAUCUUCAUAUGUGUUUAUAUGGCCAUUAGAACAAAGAUUUUUCACCUUUCACCAGGGAAAUUGAGAACUUCCAAGUCAAUUUAAAACAAGUAGCAGAAAUUGCUUCUUCACUAAUGCACGCUGGUAGAUCGUUGUUGAAAACAAAAAUAAAAUUUGGGGAAACAACGUAAUGUGGGUGAGGGAGAAACCCAAAAUAGUUGGGUAUUUUUUCCUUCAAAGUUCGUAGGCAUCCUGGUUCUUAUAUAGCUAAAGAUAAUUAUAAAAAUUUUAGAGUCCUGGCUCGUGAUGAUUUGUCGAAGCUCAGACUGAUCGCUUGCCUUGCAAUGAAAGCAGUUUGAAGCCUUGUUAAGUUCCUUCAUUUAAUUUGUGUAUAUUUUUCCUCGUCCUUUCGUAUUUUGUAUGAGCUAAAGAAAAUGUCUUAAAAGCUAAUCAUCUAAAAUAAAUUUAGUGGUUUCCUCUUUCUUUUUUUUCUUCUUUUUUACAGUAAUUUUUUAAAUCUAUCUUCUUUUAGCAAUCUUCACAAACAAAUCCGUUAGUCUCUGCUAAGUCCCCCUCAAAUAAUGUAUUCUCUUAAGGAAAUACGCUAUCUUUUCUUUUCUAUUAUUUAUCUUAAUUUUUACGAAGCUGACUGUGUUGUUGAAGAUGAUUUUGUGUACAUUUUGUUGAACUGUGCUGUCAAAUCAGUUGUAAAAAGAUAUUUUAUCCUGACUUCUUAUUUUUUAUUAAUUGAAGGAUAAUGGAAGGAGUGAAAUAUAUUCAAAUUAACAUGUGAAAGAUUUAAUUUGUUAUUUUUAGAGUGUUGUUUCUCGUUUACUUGAAAACAUUGGAAUGAUGCCUAAACAUAAAUUUACAUUCUAGCCCUCAUUUUUCAACUCUUCGCUGUUCCAAAGGACACUAGAAUUCAGUAAAAUCUCACUGUAUCAACUAGAGCCGUUGAUGAAUUAUCUUAUUGGGUGCGGCAAGUCAAGGUUUCACCAUGUUCAAAUAUCUUAUAAUAAUAAAAUAAUUCUGAGUCCUUUUCUAAAAGAGCUUUGCAAGCCCAUACCGGAAUAAAGCUAUGGAACCGUG